Molecule: messenger RNA, 1233 nt
Organism: Aspergillus nidulans FGSC A4
Lineage: Eukaryota; Fungi; Ascomycota; Eurotiomycetes; Eurotiales; Aspergillaceae
Product: STIMATE family protein
Exons: 2
Coding region: 1-1113 (370 amino acids)
Source: RefSeq, a predicted model, not a curated record
AUGGCUUAUGCAUCCAUCCCGUUGUUUUCUGCGGCGAUCCUCGUAUCCGCCCUCGACAUCGGGGUAAAUGCUCUGGUCUCUCCGACCGGCGUCAUUACAACACCAUCACCAUCUUUGUCAACACCGGCCGCAUCGUACUCCCCAACGAGUUCCAGUUCUUCCGGACAUGACGAAGACAAUGGAGAAUGCCGGCUACUUGGGCCGUUUUCGCUCGUCGUGCAGGCCGCCCUGGGAAUGCUCGCGUUAUUGUCGCUUGUCUACAAGCGAUGGAGAGAACGCCCUCAACGCCCGGUGAAGGUCUGGGCGUUCGAUGCCUCGAAGCAAGUUUUCGGUUCAUCUAUGCUACAUCUCUUUAACCUUUUGAUGUCCAUGUUCUCUGCCGGACAGUUUGAGAUCACAAGCAAAUACAAGCCAAACCCAUGCUCGUUUUACUUGCUAAAUCUUGGCAUCGAUACCACCCUAGGUAUCCCUAUCUUGAUCGUUAUACUCCAUGUCUUGAACCGCUUGGCGAAAUACACCCCCCUCGCAAAUCCUCCGGAAUCGAUCGAAUCUGGGAAUUAUGACGAUCCCCCCCGUGUCAGCUGGUGGUUUAAGCAAUCCAUGAUCUACUUUCUGGGUCUUCUGGGAAUGAAAAUUUGUGUCUUCUUCCUCAUCCAGAUGGUGCCGCUUAUCGUUAAGGUAGGCGACUGGGCUUUGCGAUGGACUGAAGGCAACACCGCCAUCCAGAUCAUCUUCGUGAUGCUCAUCUUCCCCGUCAUAAUGAAUGCUAUUCAGUAUUAUAUUAUCGAUAUUUUCAUAAAGAAGCCACUCUCCGUGUCUCACGACCUCGAGAGUGCCGAUACCGCAAGCGACAACGACGCCGACGACCGGCAUGCAUUGCUGGCCGGAUUGGAGGAUGAUGAUACAUUUGACCGUGAUGGGUCGCUAGGAAGUGACGAAAGAACGUUACAUAGCCCCGUGCAGUUUAAGGAAGCUCUGGACCAUCUGAAUGCUGCUAAAAGAGAUCCGGUGGGUUCUCUGGACUCUGCAUCAACGCCAACCUCCAGUAGCGCACGCGAAAACGAUGACACGACUUUGUCUACAGAAAUCAAUGUGCAACCGAAAGAUAUGUAAUGAUUUGUUUUAUAACGUUCUGCGUUGGCGUUUGGAGAUGACGGCUCGCAAUUAUGUUAGGGUUGCCGGUCUAGUUUACUUAUAUCACUGCGUAUACGAAAACAUAUUUCUCGAAGUGCC